AUGCGUACCUCCUUCCUCCUCGCUACAGCCCUCGCAAUCCUUGGCACCAAAGCUGCCGAAUCAAGCACCAUCGUCGGUGUUUUCGUCCCAAGCUGGGACGUCACCGUCCCCGGAAAUGGUCAAAAGACAAGCAGCGCCGCCAGUCUGGCCAAUAUCAAUGCCAACGCCGCAACCUACCACGUCGGAUGCGAGAAGAACGCCCCCAAAACCGACUGCGACUUUCCGACUUCGUGGACUUUCAUCCAAGGCGCCGAGACGGCGAGCUUCACGGGCAAAUACAUUGCUACUUCAUCUGACGAAUCGUAUAACUUCGAUGUCACUGUUACCGAGAAGUGGGACUGUAAGCUCAAAUCUUCAACUGAGUCUGCUAGCUGUACUAUGAGUGUUGGCAUGAGUGGCUCGUCUGAUAGUGCGAAGUUUGAGUAUUCGACUUCAUCCACGGCUACUUACUCUACUGUGCCUAUGGAUCAGUUUUACUAUCAGUUGACUGUUACGGCGGGCUUGAGCUCUUUAACUAUGCCUGCGGCUACUGAAACUGGUGCUGCGGCUGGUCCUGCUGGGGCUAUGAUUACGGCCGCUCCCGUUGUUGCUGCUGCUCUUGCUGCGCUGCUUUAA
This is a messenger RNA of Penicillium longicatenatum, 615 nucleotides long. RefSeq lists its product as uncharacterized. Bases 1 to 615 code for a protein of 204 amino acids. The record is from RefSeq and is a predicted model, not a curated record. Lineage: Eukaryota; Fungi; Ascomycota; Eurotiomycetes; Eurotiales; Aspergillaceae. The transcript has a single exon.